This is a messenger RNA of Sphaeramia orbicularis (orbiculate cardinalfish), 3852 nucleotides long. It is a transcript of the gene llgl1, whose product is annotated as LLGL scribble cell polarity complex component 1. Gene Ontology annotation, molecular function: myosin II binding; GTPase activator activity. Lineage: Eukaryota; Metazoa; Chordata; Actinopteri; Kurtiformes; Apogonidae. The transcript has 24 exons. The record is from RefSeq and is a predicted model, not a curated record. Gene Ontology annotation, biological process: establishment of spindle orientation; Golgi to plasma membrane transport; regulation of establishment or maintenance of cell polarity. Bases 343 to 3543 code for a protein of 1066 amino acids. Gene Ontology annotation, cellular component: cortical actin cytoskeleton; cytoplasm; plasma membrane.
GUAAUUGCUCGCAGAUUUCUUCGCCCUCAUUGGUUCAGAAUAACGGGGUCCGUGUGAACCGGGAGGAAGGGGGGGCUGUGGUCAAACCCACCGCGACCUAAACAGCACCAGGAGGGAGAGAGGAGAGAAGAGGAGAGGAGAGGGAGGAGAGCCGCAGCCCGCAGCAGCAGCGUCGCAGCCUGCCGACCCGCUUUCAGCCUGCAUGGGCUAGUCGGUUAGCUAGCUUUAGCAUCGUCCAACAAGCACCGCACCGCCUCUCCUGUCACCCACCAGCCCGGGUUGUUAUCUCCGCGUCUUUCCCCCCCUUCCCCAAGUCCUUCCUACCCCCUGCCCGGCUUCAAGAUGAUGAAGUUUAGGUUUCGUCGGCAGGGCACCGACCCGCAGAGGGAGAAGAUAAAACAGGAGCUUUUCGCCUUCAACAAGACUGUGGAGCAUGGUUUUCCCCAUCAACCCAGCGCUUUGGCCUUUGACCCCAAGCUGCAUCUCAUGGCCAUCGGCACAAAAUCAGGAGCCAUCAAAGUCUAUGGGGCCCCUGGUGUGGAGUUCACAGGCCUUCAUAAAGACACCACCGCUGUCACACAGAUCCACUUCCUACCUGGGCAGGGCCGUCUGCUGUCGCUAUUGGAUGACAACACAAUUCACCUGUGGGAGCUGGUGGCAGGAGCCUCCAGAGAGGUGGGAGGGGUCAAAAAAGAGGGUGUGGUCUGUCUGCAGGAAGUGGGCAACUAUAGCCUCCCAGGAAGACCCGGCAUAGAGAGCUGCAGUGCCACUCGGGUAACUGUCCUCCUCUUGCUGAAGUCAUGUGACUUGCUUUGUAUUGGAACAGAGGGUGGAGGCGUGUACUUCCUGGAGUUACCCCGCCUCUUACUGAAGGACAACCACACACUGCCCCAGGAUCAGGUGGUUCAGAGCCUUCCAGAUGACUACAGAUGUGGAAAGUCAUUAGGGCCGGUGGAGGCUCUUCAGGAACACCCUCAGCAGGCGGGAAAAAUCCUGAUAGGCUACAGUAGAGGCCUGGUGGUUCUGUGGGACCUGAGCAGCCGUCACAUUGGCCAGCUCUUUCUGGGCAAGCAGCAGCUGGAGAGUCUGGUAUGGGAACGUUCUGGAAACUUGUUUGUCAGUUCACAUAACGAUGGGGGCUACGCCGUUUGGCCUGUCACCAAUGGCAACACCUGCAAUCAGCAGCCAGUGUCGUCCACUAUACCAUAUGGUCCAUUUCCCUGUAAGGCCAUCAGUAAGAUCCUGUGGAGGACGACACAGACAGGGUCUCCAGUGUUGUUAUACAGCGGAGGGAUGCCCAGAGCGAGUUACGGUGACCGCCACUGUUUAACCAUUCAGCAGGACAAAGAUCACAUCACCCUCGACUUCACAUCCAGAGUCAUUGACUUCUUCACUAUCCACAGUAUCGAGCCAGAUAAAGAGUUUGACGACCCUUCAGCGUUGGUCGUGCUGCUAGAAGAGGAGCUGGUUGUGAUUGACCUGCAGACCCCCGGGUGGCCCUCUCUGCCCACCCCCUAUCUGGCUCCCCUCCACUCCUCGGCCAUCACCUGCUCCUGCCACAUCUCCAGCGUCCCUCCCAAACUCUGGGAGAGGCUGGUCAAUGCCGGCAAAGCACAGCAGGGCCGCCAGCAAGCACACGGGAGUUGGCCCAUAUGUGGAGGGAAAAACCUGGCACCUCCACCCAAACAACAAGAGCUGCUAUUGACGGGACAUGAAGACGGAACAGUGCGUUUCUGGGAUGCGUCCGGAGUUGCUCUCACUCCGCUGUACAAACUCAGCACAGCUAACGUCUUCCACACCGACUGCGACCCUAGCGACGACCCUCAGGACCCUAGCGACGACCCCGACCUGCAGCAAGAGGAGGAGUGGCCUCCGUUCAGGAAGGUCGGAUGUUUUGACCCAUACAGUGACGACCCCAGGCUGGGCAUCCAGAAGAUCACUCUGUGCAAAUACAGCAACAAGCUGCUGGUGGCUGGAACUGCUGGACAGGUGAUCGUACUGGGUCUGAGUGACGAGCGCUCGGACCACUUGGUGGACGUGUCGGUGGUUGAUCUGCUGCAGGACAGGGAGGGCUUCACCUGGAAGGGCCAUGACAGGCUGGAGCCACGCCUUAAACCCGCCCCCUUCGCGCCAGGCUUUCAGCCACUGGUGCUGGUGCAGUGUCUGCCACCAGCCUCGGUUACAGCGGUGGCGCUGCACGCAGAGUGGAACCUGAUCUCCUUUGGGACAAGUCAUGGAUUCGGCCUGUUUGACUACCACAGAAGAAACGCUGUGCUGGCCAGGUGUACUCUGCAUCCUAAUGACUCAUUAGCAAUGGAAGGGCCCCUCUCAAGAGUCAAGUCCUUAAAAAAGUCUUUGAGGCAGAGCUUCAGACGCAUCCGUAAGAGCAGGGUGUCCGGGAAGAAACGCACCAUCACCACGCCCACCAGCAAGGUUCAAGAGGCCAACGCUGCUCUAGCAGAGCAGGAGGAAGUGGCCCCGGUCCAGCGGAGGAUUGAACCACGGUCAGCGGAUGACUCUCUGUCUGGAGUGGUCCGAUGUCUCUGUUUUGCUGACACUUUUCUGCGUGAUGGUACACACCACGGCCCUACGCUGUGGGCCGGCACCAACUCGGGCAGUGUGUACGCCUACGCCCUGGAGGUCCCCGGCAUCGGAACGGGCCGUGCAUGUGAGAGGGGAGGUCCGAGUGAGAGCAGCGUCUGUGUGGAAGCAGUGUUGGGUAAAGAGAUCCAGCUGAUGCAUCGAGCCCCUGUGGUGUCGAUCUGUGUUCUGGACGGGCGGGGGAAACCCUUACCGGACCCUUAUGAAGCCUCCCAGGACCUCGCCAUCGCACCAGAUAUGACCAACACUCACUCGGUCCUCAUCGCCUCAGAGGAACAGCUCAAGGUGUUCUCGCUCCCUAAAGUGAGCGCAAAGACUAAGUUCAAGUUGACGGCACAUGAAGGCUGUCGGGUAAGGAAGGUGGCCCUGGUGGUCUUCAGUUCCACUGCUCAGGAGGACUACAGCGAACACACACUGGUCUGUUUGACCAACAUGGGCGACAUGCACCUCUUCAACAUCCCUGGCCUCCGACCACAGGUACGCUACGAUUGCAUCCGUAAAGAAGACAUCAGUGGCAUUGCAUCUUGUGUUUUCACCAAGAACGGACAGGGGUUCUAUCUGAUCUCUCCGUCAGAGUAUGAGAGGUUCUCCCUGUCGGCCAAGGUUCUCACUGAACCGGUCUGCUCCGUUCAGCUGGACCGACCACUGGAGCUCACACAGACCAGCGACGGUACGACGACGCCACAGGCCAACGGAACCCACAAGAACCAGCUGGGCCAGGCCGAGGGACAAACAGAGGAGCCUCCGAGCGCCCUGUCCUCACCCAUCGUGGACACCCCACUGGACUCACCCCUCAGCUGUGCUGACCUCACACUCGAUUCCACAGGAGAGCUGACUGUGGAGGACGUCAGGGAUUUCCUCACGACUGUGGACGAGGCGGAGAAUAACCUGAAGAACAUUACAGAAGAGGAGGGACGCUCACCUGGCAUCCUCAUCAACUGAGCAGAUUUCCAGGGAGGGUCUCCAGUGGUCUAGAUGGACCCAUAACAGUGCUGGACCACAAACAUCUCCCAUCAGCCCACUGUGAAGCCCCUCCCCCCUCUCUCAGGCCAGCAGCACUCUGCACUCUCCUGUCCUGUUAUCCUGGCACACGCAGAAAGGACAACCUCCAAACGGACGCAGGAAACGCCACCAGACUGUCGCCGAGGCUCCUCCUACUUCUGAUAGAACCACUUUGGAAACAUGACGUGACCUCUGACCUCCCAGCUAAAGCACAGCCCUGGAUUUGAAGCGGAUGAUUCAGAUGUUUUC